Lagenorhynchus albirostris (white-beaked dolphin) is the source of this 3226-nucleotide messenger RNA. RefSeq names its product GATA zinc finger domain containing 2A (gene GATAD2A). Gene Ontology annotation, cellular component: NuRD complex. The transcript has 13 exons. Gene Ontology annotation, molecular function: sequence-specific DNA binding. Gene Ontology annotation, biological process: negative regulation of transcription by RNA polymerase II. Lineage: Eukaryota; Metazoa; Chordata; Mammalia; Artiodactyla; Delphinidae. The coding region runs from base 366 to 2393 and encodes 675 amino acids. The record is from RefSeq and is a predicted model, not a curated record.
UGUGAGACGGAGCGGCGAGACCGAGCGGCGGCUUCGAGCGCUGUGCGGCGGCUCCUCCCGCCCGGGGUCAGCGCCCCAGCGCGCGCACGCGCACCCCCGCCGCCCGAACGCGCUCCGCGCCGCCCGCUCGGUUAGUCCGUCGAUAGUCCGUCGUCCUGUCGCCGCGCCGCCGCCACCGCGGGCGCCACCUGAAGGAGCUGCCGCCGCGGAACCCGAGCGGACUGGAUACGACCCUGCCACCCGAGGCCGCCCAGGGCCGAACAGCCGCCCGCAGAGGCGCCGAGCAACUUCGGUUGGCCAGCACGUUGACGGAGUUGCCUUUUGACAUAGCUCCCACCAUGGCCGGCUGGUAGGACCACCGUCCCAUGCCCAGAAGCCAGUUCAGAAUGACUGAAGAAGCAUGCCGAACACGGAGUCAGAAACGAGCGCUUGACCGGGACCCAGCAGAGGACGAUGUGGAGAGCAAGAAAAUAAAAAUGGAGAGAGGAGUGUUGGCUUCAGAGUUAAACGCUGACGGAGACAUGAGAGUGACGCCUGAGCCAGGAGCAGGCCCAGCCCAAGGGUUGCUGAGAGGCGCAGAGGCGAUGGCCAUGGGCAGAGGCGAAGGGCAGGUGGGCGAUGGGCCCGUGGACAUGCGAACCACACACAGUGACAUGAAGUCCGAGAGGAGAGCCCCUUCGCCCGACGUGAUCGUACUCUCUGACAACGAGCAGCCUGCAAGCCCGAGGGUGAAUGGGCUGACCGAGGAUGCCUUGAAGGAGACCAGCACUGAGGCCCUCAUGAAAAGCAGUCCUGAAGAACGAGAAAGGAUGAUUAAGCAACUAAAAGAAGAGUUAAGAUUAGAAGAAGCAAAACUCGUUUUAUUGAAAAAGUUGCGGCAGAGUCAAAUACAAAAGGAAACUACCACCCAGAAGCCCGCAGGCUCCACUGGGAGCUCUGUGACCACCCCUCCCCCGCUUGUACGGGGCACCCAGAACAUUCCUUCCGGCAAGCCAUCACUUCAGACCUCUUCAACUCGGAUGCCUGGCAGUGUCAUCCCACCACCCCUGGUCCGUGGCGGGCAGCAGACGUCCUCGAAGUUAGGGCCACAGGCGAGCUCACAGGUCGUCAUGCCCCCACUCGUCAGGGGGGCCCAGCAGAUCCACAACAUCAGACAACAUUCCAGCACAGGGCCACCACCGCUCCUCCUGGCUCCCCGGGCAUCUGUGCCCAGUGUGCAAAUUCAGGGACAGAGGAUCAUCCAGCAGGGCCUCAUCCGCGUCACCAACGUCCCCAACACUAGUCUGCUCGUCAACAUCCCACAGCCCUCCGCAGCAUCGCUGAAAGGAACGACAGCCACUUCUGCUCAGGCCAACUCCACCCCCACCAGCGUGGCCUCCGUGGUCACCUCUGCUGAUUCUCCAGCCAGUCGGCAGGCAGCCGCCAAGCUUGCACUGCGCAAACAGCUGGAGAAGACGCUGCUUGAAAUCCCCCCACCCAAGCCCCCCGCCCCUGAGAUGAACUUCCUACCCAGUGCUGCCAACAAUGAAUUCAUCUACCUGGUCGGCCUGGAGGAGGUGGUGCAGAACCUGCUGGAGACGCAAGCGGGCAGGAUGUCAGCCGCCGUUGUGCUGUCUCGGGAGCCCUACAUGUGUGCACAGUGCAAGACGGACUUCACGUGCCGCUGGCGGGAGGAGAAGGGCGGCGCCAUCAUGUGCGAGAACUGCAUGGCAUCCAACCAGAAGAAGGCACUCAAGGUGGAGCACACGAGCCGCCUGAAGGCCGCCUUCGUGAAGGCGCUACAGCAGGAGCAGGAGAUCGAGCAGCGCCUCCUACAGCAGGGCGCCGCCCCCGCGCAGGCCAAGGCCGAGCCUGCUGCCGCCCCACACCCUGCGCUGAAGCAGGUCAUAAAACCCCGGCGUAAGUUGGCGUUCCGCUCAGGAGAGGCCCGCGACUGGAGUAACGGGGCUGUGCUACAGGUCAGAACUGCGGUGCCGGGAGCCCCCUGCACCGAACCACCAACCGGCCCUCACAUCCCAGACCGUGACCACGUCAGUCGCCGACUGUCACACUGCCUGUGUCUGUCUGCCUCCAGCCAGCUGUCCCGGGGCUCGGCCACAACGCCCCGAGGCAUCCUGCACACGUUCAGCCAGUCACCCAAACUGCAGAAUGCAGCCUCGGCCACAGCCCUCGUUAGCAGGACCGGCAGACAUUCCGAGAGAGCCGUGAGCGCUGGCAAGGGCAACGCCACCUCCAACUGGAAGAAGGCGCCCCUGAGUACAGGCGGGGCCCUUGCAUUUGUCAGCCCGAGCUUGACGGUGCACAAGACCUCCUCAGCUGUGGACCGCCAGCGGGAGUACCUCCUGGACAUGAUCCCGCCACGCUCCAUCCCCCAGUCGGCCACGUGGAAAUAGUGCGAGCCGGGCCCAGUGGAGAACAGGCUCCCUCCUCCCUCCCACCUGGCCCCACCACCCUCCACUCGGGAAGACACCCUGCUGCCCGAGAGGGCGAGUAAGCGCCGGCCGUGCUGCGGAAGUGAGAGUUCCGAUCUUGGCUGCAAAGUCUCAUCGACGUGGGGGGACCACUUCACAGGUGGACCAGGAUUAUUACUGGGGACCUUUCCCAUGGGCUUUCUUCCUUUCUUUGCCUUUAGUUUGCCCAACACCAGCAGAAAAGCGGACCUUGGGGGCUGGUUCUGCUCCUCGCCCUCUCCUUCGGCCCCCUGAAGGGCACAUGGAUGGCUCACCCUAGACACUGUGACACGCUCGGGCAAUGGCGCCCGGGGCUUCUGAAGUUGAGUGGAGCAUUCUGUUUUGUUUUUGCUUUUCCCUCUGUCUUAGCCUCCUAAUCUUUGACUGCCUUCCUUCAUGGCAAUCUCUAGGUUGACAGAUUUUUUUAAAUCACCUCACGAUGAUGGAGUUUAAUGUAAACCGUGCAGACCUUCCCUGCCAAGCACGGCCCCCAUGCCCUGGAGGGUGGGCCUCUGACCACCCAGCCCUUGCUCCAGCAGAAGGCCUCUGCUGCUGCUCGUCCCAGAGACCCCCGACCUUCCACACUUAAGCAGAAGAACAAACUGCAACCCGGACCCAGCCAGAGAGCCCGGGAUCCUGGAAGCUGAGAACCGUCAACAGAGUAGGGAGGAGAGAAUCGGCAGCAACAUCCAGAGCCUGAGCGGGAAGUUGGAGGGGCUGGCUGUUGUGUUUUUUUGUUGUGGUGGUUUAUUUUAUUAAAUCCUUUUCUUUUCCUA